UUAAGCUUUUACUAAUGCUAUACACCAUCAUCAAAAAAUAUGACAUAAUCUAAUUUUUUACUUAAAAAUUUUUUGUUUUCUCUCUUGGAAUAUUAAUUUACUUCGUAUGAUAACGUUUUAGACAUCAAAACCUAUUUUUAUCGACUUCUAUUCGAUCAUGAGUCAUCGUGGAGGAGGGCAUGCUCAACGGAAACGUAAAAAUUUUAAGGCAGAAAAGCCAGGAGAAAAUACGAAUGAAGAAGAUCUAUCACCCAUCGCAAAGGUGUUUUUAGGUUACCAAACUGAACUAGAUGCGCGCUAUGACAAACAUGAAAGGUUGAUCAAGAAGAGCAGAGACUUAACCAUCGAAAGCAAACGUAUUAUAUUUCUUCUUCAUAGAAUUUCAAAGUAAGUCAUUUACUACAAA
Molecule: messenger RNA, 406 nt
Organism: Parasteatoda tepidariorum (common house spider)
Lineage: Eukaryota; Metazoa; Arthropoda; Arachnida; Araneae; Theridiidae
Source: RefSeq, a predicted model, not a curated record